Messenger RNA from Epinephelus fuscoguttatus (brown-marbled grouper), 4994 nucleotides. RefSeq names its product DEP domain-containing mTOR-interacting protein-like. Bases 234 to 716 code for a protein of 160 amino acids. NCBI's taxonomy places the organism in Eukaryota, Metazoa, Chordata, Actinopteri, Perciformes, Serranidae. The transcript is spliced from 5 exons. The record is from RefSeq and is a predicted model, not a curated record. Gene Ontology annotation, molecular function: protein binding.
CUGACCGGAUGACUACCUUCGCUUUCAGACCUGUUGACACACAGACAGAUUCCACCGACCAGCUGAUUAAGAAAACUGUGCAGAGACUAAAUUAAUGCCAGAGAGCUGUUACUGAUGGUCUGUCUGUCUGUCCAUGUGUCCAUCUUUUUGUUUGUUUAUCUGAGCAGUUAAAGGUCUUCCUCGUCUGAAUUCAUCCUCAGCAUCUGUCCUCUCUGAGCGACUGGAUAAAAGAGAUGGGACCUCGUACAGCAGUGGCUCCUUCUAAGGAGGUGAAGGUUGCUGGCGGUAGACAAUGUGGAGGUCAGGGAACAGCCCGGCUGAGGAGCUGCAGUGAUGGCAGCAGAUACAGCAGGAGAGGAGUCAGCCUUCACAACUCCACUUCUUCCCCAGUGCUCUACAACCCUAAAUCAGUCCUGAAGAGACCAGUGAGCACAGACGAGCUGCAAACACCAGGAGGACCCUACAUGAAGAAAACAUUUACAAUUGUGGGUGAUGCAGUGGGUUGGGGAUUUGUGGUAAGAGGAAACAGGCCGUGUCACAUUCAGGCUGUGGAGCCCUGUGGCCCAGCUGCUGCUGCUGGGAUGAAGGUUUGUCAGUUUGUGGUUUCAGUCAACGGGCUCAAUGUUCUCGAUCUGGACUACCGCACUGUCAGCCACCUGAUCCUAACAGGACCCAGAACUGUGGUGAUGGAGGUGAUGGAGGAGACCGACCACUGAGCAAUGAAAGAAACACUGAUGGAUGGACAGUACAGCAGAAGCUGCGAAUGGCUUUUAUGAAACAGUUACUUAUACAUGUGUUGUUUUCUUGAAAGAACUGCAAGAAUAUAGAAAUGAAACAAGAGGAAACGUUGUCAGGAAUGACAUGGGAAACAUUCUGUGUUAAAAUUAUUGUUGAUGGAGGGUGUUUUCAGAUUGCUUGACUGACAAUUAACUUUAAGAUCAACACUCUGGACGAGAAUAUCUGUCAGUUCUGUAUAGUAGUACUCAGGGGUGCAGUGCCAUUUGUUUAAGUACCGGAUCGCACCUAUUACAAAUGAUGAAGCAUCAUACAUCAUUGCAUGUGCAUGUUAAGUUGCGGCUCGUUUCAAACAUUAUGUAACCAGUAUUUCUACAGUGGCAAGUUUUCAUGCAUCAGCAAUCUAUAACUGACCACAGUAUUAAAUGUUAGACAGACUUUAUAAAAGGUUUCAUGAUAUUAAGAAUAUUGUGCGUCAGUCAUCCAAACAUCAAGCUAAGUAGUAUUAGGCGAUAUUGUCCAGCACUGUAGCCACUUGUGCAUAGGGAUGGGAAAAGCCAGAGGACUCACGAUAUAUUAUCACAAUACUUAGGUAACAAUACAGCAUUACUGCCAUAUUGCAAUAUAUUGCAAUUUAUUACCUUUUUGCCAACUGCAAAUUAUUUCCCCGAAGGAAAACUUUGUCAACAUCAGUUAUACCUCCAUAGAUAAAAUUUUCAGUCCGUUCAUCUGAUUUCAAUCAAUUUCAUUGCAGCAAAAUGUGAUGCAAAGCAGACAGACUGACCAACACCGUCAUAAACCCUGCUGCAUACAUUUGACAAACUGAACUGUUGGCAGAUUUAACACCCUUUGCGAGGCCAGGUAGUCCUCUGUGAGAUAAUGUGCCAUUAUAGUCACAUAUGAAUCCACUGACCUUGAAGGUGUCACAAGUUAAUGUCACCCUUCCUAAUGUACUCAAAGAUUCCUCAGCUUUGUGCUUCACCUCUCUGUAGAACUUGGGUACGGCUAUGUCGGUGAAAAAACGUGGCACAUACCUGAGCACAUACCAUCUUUUUAGCAUGUCACAAAAGUGUUUUCAGUGCUGGCUGACUUUUUGGGUGGAGCAAGUUUGGUGUUAACCUGGCCGUCAGCAGCUAAUGCUAUCUCUGGAUGGUGGCGUGUGAGGUGAGCCCUCGUGUUUGUAGUAUUCCCAGAGUAUUUUAUUCACAUAUGACAAUGAGAAUGAAUGAUGAAGGUGCCUCCAUCUUUGUUUUGAGGAACUUCCUGCCAAAUGCAGCUGACUGAGACCUCUGCUGACCUUACCAGGGGAAAAAAAAAAAACAUUAUCUAGUGGACCAAAAAAGCAACUGAUUUUAUUAUUCUAGUACCAAAAGUUGUAUUAAUAUGUGUCCUUGCAAACAUUUAUUUUGCAUAUAAUAGAAGAUCAAUACUUAGUGCCUGUGUAUCGACACAAUAUCGCCACGCAAAAUAUAAAUAAAAUAGAAAAUUUUCCCCCACCCCUACCGGUGCACCCUCACUCAUUUUAAAUGCAUUUUGUUCUGGAACUGGACCUGUGUCAUCAUCUUUAACGCUAAUGAACUACCUAGCAUUAGUAGAAGCCAACCUGUUACCUAUCCUGAAUUGGGUGUGGGCUUAGUUUUAUUGUUUCUUAACUAAAGUUACAUCAUCAAAAACUUUCAACUUUUUAACUAUUCCCAAAAAAGAAAGGAUGUUUUAAAGAGAUUUGUUUGAGGGGGUGUGCACCUAAUUGAUAAGUGUGUCAGCCUAUCACAGUCAUCAUGGUGACUGUUUGGGACAGGCAUCUAUAUGGGACAAGCCUUCAGUUCCUCUCACACAAAACUGCUGCAAAGAUGGGAAAUAUCAUCAAACUGUUAAUUUGAACAAGUAUAAAGAUAAUUUGUAUAAAUAUUAGGCAUCAAAUAACAUAUAAAUGAUAUGUUACAAUAUGAAACUCAUUUUACGGCACUUGAGGAUUACGGUACCUGACAUAUAGACACAGCACCACUAAAUCCUGUUAAAAACAAUAUUCAUAAGUUGGAUUAAUGUCAUGAAAAACAGUUUUGAUUUUUUUGAUUGUUGGACCCUUACGGACUAAAGGAAUGUAAAUAACUUACUGGGUGUUUUUGUAAAUCUGAGUUACAGAGCUAAUAAUGUGUAGCAACACCAUACUGACAAAAGUUUAAACAUUUAUAUUUGCAUGUACGAUCUUAAUGGCUAACUGCUCUAGCUCAAGUGGGUAGCCAACAGUCUGUUUUUAUACAUCCGAAGAACUUCCAUAAAAAUUAACUUCCUGACAACCAGAAAAUAGAAAAGCUGUCAUGAGCUGGGCAACCUCUCCAUACUACAUGAUCCUAGAAACACCUGCAUUGUGUUGUCUUAGAAACUGACCCUGGAAGUGAUCAUGCUGUUGACAUCACUUCAACUGUUGGUGUUUCUUUAGUUGGGGGUGGGGUUGGACUUUUAACCCCGUGUGCCACCUCACUGCCUCCUCCAAACACAAACACAUUACCUGCAUGUAUCACAGCAGCGUUUACACUCCCCUUUUCCUCCUCUGUGUUGACUUUUCCAUCCACUACCUGCAACGGAGUGUGAGGACCGUGUGAAGUACAUCAACAACUUAAGGAAGCACACUUAAGCUGAAGUGCUUUGUUUUGAAGUCUCUCUCAGGUUAUUCCUUUUUCUUUUUUUUACCUAGUUUUUGGGAUUUUUUUCUGUUCAUGUGUACAGAUUUGAUAAUAAUGAAAUAUCUCUCAGGAGGCACCGUUUUAUUCUCUGCAGGGUGAUUCUAGGGACUCAGUGAGUCUCUCAGCUCUUCUUGCAUCUUUAAUGAUGAUUUUAAUAGAGGCAGUUAGAAGUAUCACAGCUGGAUAUUAUUUAAAAUAUCAGGCACUGAGGAUUUUAUUAAGAAACUAAAUAUCUGUAUUAAAGUUAGAUCCCAUUGUGUAAUACAGAAUUAAAAGCAUACAAUAAGUCUGUUAGAGUCUUAUCAAUAUUUAAUAUUCCACUUUAAUUUCAAUUUUGUAAAUACUACUGUUAUGUAUAAUGCUUUGAAUUGCUUGCUUUGUCAUCUUUUUCUCUGUUUUAUUUCUUCACCUCUUGAAGUAUAGCCUGGAAAUCCAGACUCAAAUCUGGAAAGAUUGUCUGGCCCUCACCGAUACACCCUUUCUACCCAAGUGGCAGCACUAACUGAGGCAUUUCAAAUGUCGGCACAUGCAAUUGGAUAGCACAAUGGCCAAUCAGAGCAAAAAACAAGGUGAUGUAUCCAUUGCACUAAGCCCCGUUUGUUUGCCGACCAGUGGGGCCAACUGAUAUAUUAUGCUUUUACCCUAUCCCGUCAGCAAAACAGCAAAAACUUCCUUCCUGGAAUGAAGGUUUUUAGGGCAGUCUUCUGUUCUUGUGGAAAAGAUAAGUGUAGUUGGCUUAGCGUUUCUUCCAAAGCUAAAUUGAAUGGACGCUGUCCUUUGGCAGCAGCCAUCUUGGCUGUUUACUUUUCAACUCCUAUGGCGCAGUGCUGUCAUCAUCAUGUUACGCCCGCCUCUGUCAGAUCUAAUCUGAUUGGUCCGACUGGCGAUUCAACAGGCUCCGCUCGUCGGGGCCAGAUUCCCACUCUACUUGACAGCCACUCCCACCUCAUCAGCCCAACUCCACUCACCUGCAAGCACAGCUGCAGCUCAUCUCCAAUCAGCCCAGCAUAUAAGCCUCACUCACCCUUUGCCAGAUUGUUCUUCACCUUGAUACAAGACUUUCCAGUGUUCUUAACCUGUCUGAGCUCCCAUUGCAGUAGUGAUGGUGAGAUGAAGCCUCAUGAGGCAUUGAAGCUUUCCAGCAAUUUGGUUCAGAAAAGGGUUCAUUUCUCGAGGCUUCAUGUGCACAUGAAACCACCUGCUGGCCAAAGUGUAUAAGACAGGCAGCUGUGAUCUUAACCAUGUAAUCUGUGAUACACUGUAUUUUGUGUCAGUAACAGCUGUUGGGAAUGACUAUAAAUAAGGGAAAAAAAAGUAUUACCAUAAUUUGUUUAAUUCAAUAUAGUGUAAUUUCUACUGAGUAUAUUAUGACUAUACUAUAUCAAAUCCACGUAUAAUAAUCUGUAGUUGUUUUGUGAAUGCUUCCUGUGUGUGUAAACCAAUUAUUUGGCCAAAAAUUGUAUUGUAGUGUUGUCACAUAAUAUAAUAAUGGCAGGAGGGGUAAUAUUUAUGUACUGUAUCACUUCUGGAAAAUGUCAUUGGUUUAAGCAGGCAGAGGACAGUGAAAGUGCUUGU